AUGGCGGAAACACCAACUCCACAUACCGGCAUCGUUCCAAUUGCAUCCAUACAGAAUGUAAUCGAUUCCACCAGGAAUCUGCGUUUUUCUGGUGUAGUUACGAGUAUUAUUCUUGUAACAGCCAGUCUGCCAAUUACUAAAUUAUGUCUUGGCACUCUUUAUAAAAAGCAAUGUUCAGCACAAACACCAAUUCCCAUUUGGUUAGUCACAUCUGGAUUUCGUGGGUUGCUUUGCAUUUUUGUCAUACUUAGUAUAUUAGGUUUUGCUAUGCUAACAGAUCGUUAUUGCAGAAAAACAUCGUCCAGUUUAUUACUGUUCGUGGGCACAUUAGUUAUAGUCAUAUCUGCUUUCUUUAAUUUUUCAUGGUCAAUUGUGGGUAUUUACUGGUCGACAUCAAUUCGAUCCACAGUUCAACAUACCGAUCCAACACAAACUCAAACAUAUUGUCAUUCGACGCCCUAUACAUUCGUUAUGGCUGUUUCAUUAUUUCAAGCAAUAACUAUCUUGAUAUUUAUCGUGAUCUGUGUUAUCUAUAUUCGCCGAGCUCUACCAACCAUGAUUACAUAUUCGAAUAGUCAAGCAGUACAUCAAGCACAUAAACACUCGAAUUCGAUAGCAAGCGCAAGAUUAUGGAUAGUAGGUUUAGGACAAUUUGUAGUAACGAUCAAUGGAAAGUCGGUUUCCAAUGGUGUUCUGAAUCCAGGAUAUGUUGAUUGGAAUAAAACGCUCGAAUAUUCAACUUAUGAUGUAACGCCUGCUCUUCAAACUGGAGACAAUGUUUUAGGUGUAGUUUUGGAGAAAGUUGAAUUAUACGAAUGGAAGCAGCCAAACGAUUGUAUCAGACUCGAAUCGAGUUGGUAUGGUGGUGAAGAAUACGAUGCCCGGAAAGAAUUGCCCGGUUGGGAUACGCCAAGCUAUGAUCAUUCAACAUAG
Messenger RNA from Adineta ricciae, 933 nucleotides. Lineage: Eukaryota; Metazoa; Rotifera; Eurotatoria; Adinetida; Adinetidae. The record is from the annotation of a GenBank genome assembly.